Messenger RNA from Lymnaea stagnalis (great pond snail), 20883 nucleotides. The record is from the annotation of a GenBank genome assembly. NCBI's taxonomy places the organism in Eukaryota, Metazoa, Mollusca, Gastropoda, Lymnaeidae.
CUGGGUAUGACAAAGCUAUCUAUAGAAGAGUCUGUAAUAUAAUUCUUCUGGAAUUAUUUGUGUUUUCAUCAUUAUUACAUUAAACGAGGAAAUGUACAGCUUCAACGGAGAUUUUAGACAGAAACCCGUCCAGUCAUUAAGAGGAGCGAGCAGAAAUGUAAAUAAUGGUUGUUUUUAAUAACUUCUCUACUAUUGGGCCUACCUACUGUGACUAUAUGACUAGCCUACUUACUAAUUGAUACUAAUUUACUAAUACCGUGAGUGACGGUCUUAGUCUUAGUCAUUAGUUUAACUAAUACUAAUUAGUAGUCUAGAACUACUAGAAGAAUUACUAGAUCGUCAAAAAUCAUUAUCGUCAUUGUUUUGUUUGUGAUAACUAGUAUUAACUAAUAAUUACUAAUACUAAUAAUAAAACCAGAAUUUUUAAAUAAUAGUAUUAAGAUUAGAUGAAGGAGUUAAUCAAAUCUAGACUCUAACUCAAAAUCCCAGUCUGUGACUGUGAGCUAUGGCCCUUGCCUUAGUCAAUCAUGUUCGGAAACCAGUCUUGGACUGGAAGUGGCUACUAAGACUAAGGCUACUAUAUCAUAUAUGAUAUAUGACAUUAUAUUAAUUAAGGGAAGCGUAUUUGCAGAUAUCUGAAUAAUGUUGAGCGUUAUUCGCAGAUAUCCUGCAAAUAAUGUUGAGCGUUAUCGACAGACUGAAAUCUUAGUGAAUAAUGCAGAGCCUUAUUUGCAGACAGAAAUUUUCUCAUAAUUACGCAAAUUUCCCCAUAAUUACGCAAAUUUCUAGAAAUAAUUAAGAUCGCAUUCCAAACAGGGGGGGGGGGGGGGGGAUAUGAGUUUUAAGUAGUGUAGGAUAUAUCGAUCUUUAAUGAGUAUGUGUAAAAUUUAAUAGGCCUAACUAUAGCCUAUAUAUUGGAUAUAGGACAAUUAAUUGUGCCUACAUCUGCUCUGCUAGGGGUCAACAUAGUGUCUAUUCGACCUAUAGAGUGUGACUAAUAUAUCCAGUCAAACCUCUUACUCUUAGACAUAACUAAUUUUCUGGUAUUUCAUAUUAAAAGUUAUACCAGUAGUAAAAAUGGUACCGGUAUUCUUCAUGUGGACUCACUUUCACCCACUGUAGAGAGGUCUUGAAAUGAUGUCAAAGCUUGAUAGCUUAUCAUUAAGUUUUUUAAAGCACUAUGAUAUAUCACCUAGUCCAGAAAUGUUCUGUCAGCAAUAGUUGACAUGCCGCGCAACAGUGUUAUGAUGCAAAGAGGUGGCUGCCUCAGGCGGCCAUGUGAGAGACGGGGAGGGGCAUAUAGGCCCUACAUCGAUAAUAACAUAAUCUAAUCUUGUUUAAGGCUAGUAUUUUUUCCUCAUCCUUGAGGUUUUCCCUAAGUCUACCCAGCUCUGGCCUUAGCUGGGAAAAGUAAAGGUGGCUGGUUAUUGCGCUGGCCAUACACUCAAACUUGUAAAUGCUGCUUCAAUUGCCCCAAGGGAACUUUACUUCCCCAAGACUCGAAAUGCAUCCUACGACCAGCAGGGUUCCAAUUAAUUUUUUAAAUGCUUUUUUUAAUAUUUAGACCCAUAGUUACAACAGUGGCAGUAUGGCUUUUUGUUUCAAUUAGCACCAUUUUUUUUACAAGAGCUAAAAUUGUUGAUGAUAUUGAUAUGUUUUAAUUACGGUACCGGUAAGUUUAUUUCAUUGUCAUCACUAAGUGUUAUUUCAACUAUUUCUGGAGCGGCAUAUUUUGUCCAUACUUAUUAUGAUACUCAUUAGAAACUAAAAUUAAACAAAUAAAACGCGACAUAUUUUUUAGCUAAACAUUAAUACACAACUUUGAGAUAUAAAAUAUUUGAAGAAGUAAGUUAUUAAUAUUUAUUUGUUUAUUAGAGAAAAAACAAAUGGAUGUUAAAGUCUAUGAAUGGAAUUAUACAAAGAAAAUUAAACAGUCAAAGGAGCUUAAAGUAUAUCACAAUGUACAGAGUUAGAACAGCUGUACCUGGCUUAAACAUGGUUUAUGCGGCUCAUCUGCAUGUACAUGUUGUUUACAGUUUUUUGACGAAACUUGAAUGAACAUUCUAACAAAAUAGAUUGAAACUAGAAUUUUGAAUACCUAAGUUAUUGGACAGAAUGAAAAGUAUAAUAAAAUUGUACAAAUAAAAGUACAAUAAAACUAUAUGAAAAUAAUAAUAAUAAUAAUAAUAAAACUAUGUGAACAGAAUAAUAAAGCUAUAUAAAGAGUAUAAUUAUAAUAUUACAAUACGAAUUAACCUUUUUUUUUUUAAAAAAAUAUUUAUUUGUAAAAGGUAGCAUCCCGCGGGGAAUCGAAACCAGUUCUUCCGGGUGACAGGCGGAAAUACUUACCACUAUACUACCGAGGAGAUGCCUGCAAGCGAACUUUGUAUUUUAUAUUUAUAAUUUAAUUUAUCACAUUCUGCGAAUAAUGCCGAGCGUUAUCGGCAGACCGAAAUCUGCGAAUAACGGCGAGCGUUAUCUGCACAGAUCUGUGAAUAAUCACUUCGAUUAAUUAAUAAAGGAUAUUUAAUUUAAUAUUUUUAUUAGCCCAAAUCAAUGUAAAAUGUUAGCAGUUUGGAUUUGCAAUAAUAUGACUGAUUGCUACAUAUAACUAUAGACUAUACUAUAGUAAUUAGCCAAUAGCAGACUUAGGCAGCAGUGAUUCUUAAAGUUAAACUUAAAUAAUAUGGGUAAUGGGAUAGCCAUGGCAUUGGGCAUUAGGUCACUUAAAUGCUCUAUAUUUUGGGGUAGACAGGAAUUAUUUAUGACUCAGACAUAGGGCAUAGGGGUUUCUGAUGAAUUAAAUUUCAGGAAUAAGCGUUUUAAAUUAAAAUUAUGUCUAUGCUUUAGUAAAUGAAAAAGUCUGCAUGUCCAGCCUAACAUGCCUGAAAAUUUUUAUUAUUUUUGUGUGUGUGUAAGUGUAAACCCACAUCUAGAUGAUAUGGUCAUGGUUGGCCUACCUAGCUGAAAAUUUGUUUAUUUAGAAAAGGUUUAAAUAUAACAGGAAAAAAAUCUAAAAUGAUAAAAAAACUUGCAUCAGAAGGGAUAAAACAAUGUGAAUAUUUUAAAAUUGGUUACUAAGUGAAUCAGCAGAAUUACAUUUCUCAGAUUGCUAAGUUGAAAACAAAUUAGGGUGGUAUGAGUAUGAGGGUUAGUAUCAAUUAUGUAUUGUGGGAAAUUUUAGUUAAACAGCAUUGAUGAGAAUAGAUGCUUGUGAUGGCUGUGGAUUACAGAGAGGUGAAGGUCUAGUCAAAUUAGGAUUUUUUGUAGUUAUACCCUGUUGGGCAUAUGCUAAAUUUAUCAAUAAAGUAUGUGUCUUUAAAUUUUUUGUGCACAUAUGCUUUUGUCUGCUCAUCUCUACUCUGUGACAGUAGUAAUAUGAAUUUUAUAAUAGCUAUUUAGAUGUUUCAAAAUGAAACUUUAAUUUCUUUUUGUUUAUAAUUUUAGGAAAAGAAAGAUUCUUUACUUCAAAGAACACUGGAUGAAAGACGGAAACGAGAAGUAAUUUUCUUUAUUAUGCUUGAUUUUUAAAAAAAAUUUUUGCAUCAUGAGCAAUUUGAAACUAAAUGUCAAUUUGAAUCAAAUGGUAUAAAAAUAAAUGCUGUAAACUGAUAUUGGGAAAAUAACCUGCCGUUGUUUAAAUGAAUAAUUUGUUGUCUUAUAAAUUUAAAAUAUUAGACUUACAUAUUUAUUUGCAGGAGAUUAGAACCCAGAUUGCAAGUGCCACCUUGAUUCAAUCACAGUAUAGAGGCUACCUGAUACGAAAAAAUCUAGUAGGUCAAUGAAAAAAUUUAUGUUUGGUUACAUGUUAUUUUAUUAGGAGUACCUAUGGAUUAGUUUAUCAACCAAAAAUAGUCUUCUUGAGAUAAUGUUUGAAUAUUCUAAAAAAAUGUGAUUUUUAGUAACAUAUUUGCUCCAUAUUCUCUAGCACAUAUUAUAUGUUUGCCCAUUUGUAAAUAAACAACAUUUUUGCUACUAAAAUAUACACAGAAGACUAUUGUACACUUAAACUUAGUUAAACAAUUUUUAAAAUAUUAAAACGUCAAAGCAUUGGAAUUAAAACCUGGUAAAAUAUAUUCUUUUGUAAACUGAUAUUCAAAUCAGUUCUUAAAAUCCAACGUAGUUCUGUAACUAAGAGUUUGAAUUAAUAUUUUAGUGGAUGCAGAUGCGAUUGGAAUUUGACAGGAAAUUUCAGCCUUCAAGUAAUCAUUCCAAAUUGGACAUGACAACACUUCAAUGGUGCGUCUCUAAGUUGUGUUUUUUCUUCAAAGAAACAUUGGAUGGCCAACGUCUGGUAUGUCUAGGAAAAACAACAAAACACAGCUUUUUUUUUGUUUAAGACAAAUAUUUUCUGUCUUGAUAUUUAUAAGCAGUUGCCAUGACAAAUAUAUUUUGAAAAAAAAUGACACAAUAAUUGACAAUUAUUUUGUUGGUUAUGUUUCCUCUAAAGACUAAUCAAUAUAUUUUCCACCUACUUUUAAAAUAAUUACUUAAAUUUCAUGAUAAAUUGGACUUCAAAUAUUUACAAAAGUCUUUUCUUAAAUCAGAUUUCUUUAAGCCAGGAGUUGAUCAAACAUAAGGAUGAAUAUUUAAACAGUUUCAAUGGUGUAUCCUCAACAUUGUACAGGCAACUGAGUUCUUUUCUAAAAUUAAUUGUAAGGUAAGUUAGUAUGGUCAUGAAGAGCAGUAGUUAUCAAAGUGCGUGGACUUACCACCCAUAGGAGAUUGGGAUUGCUGGGUGGGGAAUGCUGAGAGAUUUUAAAGGGACACUAGGGUUACCAAAAGAGCUGGUUUUUAAUAUAAUUAAAUAAAUAUGCGAUGCUGUUGUGAUUUUAUCAGCAUCAUAUUAUUUACUUUCAUAAAACAUUUCUUAAACUGAAUACAAAAUUAUUUUGUCAAAGACUAAAUAAUUUUAUUGAGUCUAAUUCUAAGACUAGUGGAAAGAGUCCAAAAGAAUAUCCAUAUAAAAGAUACUUUAUCAAUUCUUUAUAAUUGAGUGGCUCUCCCUAUAUUCUUUACUUUCUUUAUCAGUGUGAAUUUCAUACAUAAGGAAAGUGGAUGAUUUUUAUCUAAAGACAUAUCCUUUAUGACAUUAUGUUGAUCUAAUUCUAGUGUUAUUUUUUUUAGAUAUCUUUUUGGCAUAGCAGAGUCAAACACUCAAAUAGCCAUUCCAAUGAGAAUGCUGGAAAUAUUUCUUUCACCAUCUACAUACAACAGUGUCAACCUUGGACCAUACACAGACAGUCAGAAGCUUGUCUCAAAUCUCUUACAGUGUCUUGUCAAUGGAGGUCAGUUAUAAUGUGUCUAUGUCGAAUGUUUAGAACAAUCUACUUUAUUUGCAAUCAAUCUUUAUGGAAUAGUAAAGGAGUAAGGCUCAGAUGCUUACAAAAAGUUUAGGCUAUUGAAUUACCAUGUGUUAUGUCAGCUUAUAUAAUAUGUUGUUAACUAGUUUAUGAUCACUGGGUUUAAACACCUUUCAAAGUUUCAAAUUUAUUUUAAAAAUUAAAAUUUGAACUUAAUGGCACGGCCAACGGAUUUAAUUGUAGCGCUAUUUGAAUGAAUUAUUUUUGUAAAAAUUUCUUGUUAAUCACCGCAUUAUUUGUUGUCAACAUGUCAUUUUUGUCUCUAACAAUCUUAUUGUUCACAGGCUACUUUAGUUGUCUGCGGAAGCUAUUAAACAGCAGAGUACCAACAAGUCUGGAGAAGAAUUCUGUUCCACCCACACCGAUAGCUGCAUCUAUCUUUGAUCUCAUCAUGAGUCCUGUCAGUUUUGCUAUCUCAGCAGAAAAUAAAACUUUCAAGUAAUCAUUGAAAAUCUUUUUUUCAAACUUUUAAUAAAGUUCAAAAUUAUUGUAAUAGGGUAAAAUGUACACCAAUUUAUUAUGAACAUUCACUUUUAUUCAAAUUUGUUUGUCCAAUUUAUCAAUAAAAAUUAUAUUUCUCUUUAUUGGACAGACAAGAUAUACUGAGAAAAGUCACCAAAACCUUUCUCUGCGAGCAAUACACUGAACAGAUAGCAUUGUUUCUGCUUCCUGCUAUGGCCUAUGGCAAAUAUCCAUUUCCAUUUGUAGAACUGAUUCAGACAUUAAUUGAAGGGUUGGUGGUGCCAUCAUUGCCAUUGAAAGACAUAAGAGAGUCCCCAUCUCCAUCAUCAUAUGCCAACAGUUGGGAUGAUGAGCAAGAUAGGACGAGCGAGGGAGACACCCCUUGGUUAUUGGUGUCGGUCUUGAUGCUAGCUAACAAAGAACUAGGUAACAUCAAGUUUAAGAACUUUAAAAGUUUUGUUUCAUUGGAAUUUUGCGGAAGGUAACAAGUAGAUAUAAAAAGAUUUAUGAAAUUCCUCCACUGUAAGUUUUUCAAGUUUAUUGUAUUCUAUUGAAACAUUUAAAACAGUUUGAUUUUUGAUGUUGCAGAUAACUUAGAUGUCCAGACUUGUGCAUCAUAUCUAAAACUUUUGCACAGAUUAUUGAAACAACUGCCGCAAAGUAGACAUUCUAUUUUAAGUCUCAGUGACUCGUCAGAUUCAGAGGAAGAUAUGGAUGAUGAUAUGGUAAGAGGGAAAAGAAGAGUUUUUAUUUUCUAAAAUUCAUUGUUUUAGCCUGUGUAAAGAAAUCCCAUACAACUUAACAUCAGAUCUGUUAACAUCUCAUACUUUUUUUCUGGGAAUUUAUGAAAAAUUACAAGUAAUGUUAAAUUUUGAAAAACUUUCAAAAUAGCUUUAAUGAUUGGAAGCCAGUAAACGAUAAUAAUUUGUUGUAUCUCAUAUGAAAAUUACUGAUCUCAAUGCCAACUUUUCCUUUUAUCAGGAUGAGGGAUUAUCCACUCUGUUCAGUUUGCAUGCUGAAAGUCUGCGUCUUAUUGAUUCUGAAGCUCAUCUCAAGUGUAUCUUUAAUGUGUUAGUAAAUCUCCCGGCAUCAGAAUACAUCGAGUCUCUAGCCUCCAUUGCUUAUUGCUUGCUAGCUCAUCAGAAAUUGGCCAUGCAUAAAGUCAGGUCAGCUUUUUAACAUAUGUUUUCUUUUAUUGUACAUUUACUUACUUUAUGUUUUAUUUGAACAGACUUAAAUACUUUAAACGGUAUUGCCAUUACUUAGUAAAUGUUGUUUAGUGGCUGGACAUAAGUGAGGAUUUAUAAUUUUUUUACUAAAGCCUCUAAUCCUCAGGCUAAGUGCUAAUUGAGUCAGUAUUUCAAAGCCUUUGUCUUGUUGUCUCUUGUUAUUUGUAACACUUCCCACAUUUUAUGCCUCUUAAUUUGUUUCAAUUCAUAUUUCCCCUUCAUUCAGGUUGCUUUAUAUUUUGGCGUUUAACCCUCAGUUCAUGAGAAACCUCUGGGAGGCCUGCUAUGCAGCAUCUGUUCCUACUGUUACUAGGUAUCUUCUUCCAUUCUAUUUCACAAAUACUGAAUUUUUUUUAAGUAGAGCACUUUUUAAAUAAAAUAAUUAGACCCAGAAAUGUUAAAGAUGGAAGAUGACAAAACUAAGAUUACAGUGACAUAUGCAGUCUUCAUUAAAGAAGAAAAUGUGAAAUUUGAAUCCAUAUGGAGUACUUAUUAUUUAUCUGGUAGAAAUUAUACAUUUUUUUUGGUUUUGAAAAUAUUCUGUAUUAAAUUAACUCAUACAUCUCUGGCCAUUGCAAAAAUGUAUAAUUCCAAAAUUGAAUAGUCAAAGUAUGGCUUGGGCUUGGUAUCAUAGAUGGCACUAAAAAAAGAUAAUAAUAAAAAUACAAGCUUUCUUGGAAUUGAAAUCUGUUUCAGAUCCAGCACAUCCCUGUUGAACAUGUUAUCUAAAGGAGUACCAAUGUCAAGGACUAACAUUGCCAGAAUAGUUCCCCUGCUGUCUACAUUCUGUUGUUUGUUUAACCAUUCACUGCUCACACUGCACGAUGGAGACUUCUAUGGAGACACUGAUGGUAGGGAGACACCUAAACAUAUAUAUUUUUUAUGCUUAUAUCACUAAACCAGAUUUAGCUGUAUAGAAAGCAUGUGAAUAAUGUUCACAUCUUCAAGACACAUUCAGACCUGUUUACUCUUAUGAUUUUGGCGUACAAUGUAUGAUUUUGAGUUGUAUAGAUUGUAUACACUGUAUGUUUAUUUUUUACUAUAAAUAUAAUGUAUUGAACGAUUUUGUGAUGAUAUUGUACGAUUUUAAGAGUUUGAGGUUAACAGGUCUGCACAUUUUUUUUCCUUUUAUAAAACCUUUUUUUUUUUUUCCCUGUAAAAAAGCAACAUUUGAAAUAUUUUAGGAAUAACUCACCUGCACUUCAAACUCUUCUUCUUGUAUGGUUAAUCUAAAUGUUACAAAACAAAAAAAAUUGUUUAAAUUUUGUGAUGAUAUUUUACGAUUUUAAGAGUUUGAGGUUAACAGGUUUGCACAUUUUUUUUCCUUUUAUAAAUCCUUUUUUUUUUUUUCCCUGUAAAAAAGCAACAUUUGAAAUAUUUUAGGAAUAACUCACCUGCACUUCAAACUCUUCUUCUUGUAUGGUUAAUCUAAAUGUUACAAAACAAAAACAAUUGUUUACCAAAUGGGUCCUGAUAAGAACUUAAGUAAAAUAUGUGGGGCUGUGUGAUGUGAGUUCUAAAUGUUAGUAAAUUUAUCCAUAACAAUAACUAUUUUAUUCUUCAUUCUUAAAAAAAAAAAAAUCCUAUCCCUUUGUACAGUAUGUACUGUUUAAAGUAAUAAUAAAUCAUAUAAUGGGACAUUUUUGUGUAUUCUAUUUCCCCCUGGGGCUCUGGUCCACAUGUCUGUAGUGGCACUACCCGGGAACAUAAUCUCCAUUGUGUAAUCCUGCGUGGGCAGACAAAGGUCAUGCAUGGUAUCUGCUGAAAUGGUUACAAAUACAUUGCGAACUGUACCCAUUGCCAUCUGUCUUUAUCUGCAGUUAAAAUAAAGGUAGAAACACGGUAGGGAUCAUGAUUAAUAUGUUGCGGAUUACAGAGAUGAGGCAUGUAGUGGGUAAUGGCUGUCUCAUGCCAAUGAUUCUAUACACACUGCUUCUGAGGUAACCGUUUCAUCCCAGCUAUUUCGUGAACUAUUUACAAGGUAGAAACCCACUGUAAUAAAUCCUAUUAGAGGGCAUCUGUCACUUCUAGGGAAGGGGGAGAUAUUAAGGCAUAAAUGCACCAUCCCGAGCCCCUGGGAAAGUUGAUUUCUGGUUCUGUGAUAGCAGCACUACCAGCCGACAGGAGGUCCUUGGGCUGAGAUGGCCCCCAUAAAUCUAGGCUAUAUAGUGAAGUUAUGGGCGGGGGACUGUCUUAGCAGGACAUCAUGACCUUAUAGUUACAGAAAUUUUUAGGCUUGAAGGGGGAUGCUUUGGAAAGGACAUUAAGAGCGUUGGCUUGACACUUGCUGACACCAUUUACUUUGUCCUAAUGUAUAUUCUAUCACUCUUCAUAAAUUAAAAAUUGUUUUAUCGAAGUAUCAGAUGCAUCAAUUAUAAUUUUUAUUCAAGUGGGAAAUAAUUUAGCAUUAAUCUACUUUCACGCCAUAAUUUGAUUAUUUUUCAGCCUCUUCCUCGAGCAUGCCCUUUUCUUUGGAUGAAAUUGUGUUAAUGUGUAGAUGCUUGAGAGACACAUGUUUGGGGAUCAUUGAACUUGCCCAUCCAGACUCUCGUGUCACCAUCAGCAAUGACUAUAAACAGGUAUAUACUACCUCUAUUAAUAGAGACAAUUAUAUGUUGUUAAAAGUAUUGAUUGCUCUCCAGCUCGUACUGGAGUUGUACAACCUGACGCCAAAAAAAAUUUAUACUCUUUAAAAAAAUAAAAAAUCACUUCUGCCACUGUACUAUUUUGGGACUUUGAGAGGAAAAAAUUGUUUGUGGGGUGUGUGUGUGUAAAGAAGCUUUUUGAUAAAGUUGACUGGUCCUCUUUGAAAUCAAAUAUUUGUGAACUAUGAUGAGAAUUUACAAAUUAUGUACUAUUUAUUUAUGAUAGUUAAAAUAUUAAUUUGUCUUAUAAUUUAGGCACUCCAGAAAACUGGAGCUAUGGACACAAACCAAGAAGAUGAUGACAGAGAUGGUACACAACAAUGGGCAUACCUUUUUAAGGUACUAGUUUAGUUAUGUUUGAAAAUCCUAGUUUUAAUUAUUUUAUAUCUCUAAAAGCCCUGUAAGAACAUACUGGUGAACAUCAAUUAGAAGAAAAUGUUUGAAUGUUUUAAAAGAAAUUGAUAAUCUGCAUUUACAGCUAUAAAUGUUUUAAAACAUAAAUAAACGAGAAAGGUCACUUCAUGUUUGAAGCAACAGAUUUGUUUCAUUAUUAGUUAUUUGAAUUAUCCAAAUAAUAAAAUGUAUAAUUAUUUUCAGGUUAUAUCUACAUUAGUUCGACAGCUUCAUAGCAGAGACAGUCGCCGUUCAUUUUGUCCAUCUGGUCAUUGGUUAGCUCCAAAUGUAAACAUCCGCACAGAUCGGGUAAAUAUUUGAUCUCAUUGUUCCUAGACAGAGCUUAUCAUUUUUAUUUGUGUAAGAAAGCGGUGAAUCUUACAAGUGUAAUUGUACUCCCUGUUAAAUUAGUUUCAACAGUAUUUUGUAUUAUUAAUUUAAGUAAUCUGGAGUUACAAUUAUUGCUAUAAUAAGAUAUUUGUUUAAGUUUACUAAGUGAGAGAACUGAAGAUUUAAGUUGUCAUGGUUAACUAGAGAAAAUGGAGCUUCAGCUUUUCUAAUAGAUUAAAAAUGCACAAAAACAAGUCAAAUACUUCAGUAGAUUUUAAGGGAAAAAACUAUUUUAGGAAAAUAAACAAAUUGACUCCCUUUCAUGAUAUUUUUAAAAUAAAAGUUAGGCAAUGGAUUAUUUCACCAGCGUUCCACUGACAUAAGAUAUUUUGUUUUGAUUUUCUUCAAGCCAUCCCAGAUUUAUUCAUCUCAGAAUGCCAUCUUUACCAGAAGGGACUUUGGAACUCUCAGCUCAUUAACCAAAGCAAAUACUGGUACUGGUAAAAAAUAUUUCUUAAAAAGUAAAUUGCAAAACCAUUUGCAAAAAUAUUUUUCUAACGAUAUUAUAAUGAAGAAAAAGAUAAAAUCUAAAUUUUUAAAAAUAAUAUUAAUUUAAAGAAUAUGAAUUAACACUAAAAAAAAAUUUUGUGUAAGGAAGAUAUUUUGGGAUUCUCAAUGAUAUUAAAACCCCAGGGCUCAAUCUCAAGGUAUAUCAUAUUUUAAAAUUGUUUGUUCCUGUUAGAUACAGAUGCUCCGCCUCUUGCCAACCGUGAUGUUCGAAACCUUGUGAUAUUAACUGAAUUGCCCUUUGUUGUGUCGUUUUUAGAUAGAGUGAAGGUAUGCUGCAUAGUUAAUUAGAUUUGAUUUUAGAUAAACCUACGCUGUACAGUAUAAUAGAUAUGAUUUGGAUUAAAACAUUUUAAAUGCUUUUUCAGUAGUGAAUAUUGCUUGAUACCCUUUUUAACAUGACAAAUUAAAAACAAAACAGCUAAAUAAUUAAUUCUAGCAGAUAAAAAAUGUAUUUAAAUGAAAUUAAAUUAUGGCGUGAUUGGAAAGCUACAUUUCAAUCACCAUGGUGAAAGAAAUUAUUGUUUUGUACACAGAUACUACAAAACCUGAUCAUCGUGGACAAGAAGGAACACCAGGGAGAGUUGAUCAGUUUUGGAAUGGGACCUUCCAUUAACAUAAACAUCAGGAGGAACUUUAUCUAUGAAGAUGCUUAUGAAAAGCUAUCCCCAGAAAAUGGUAAAACAAGUCAAUAUUAGUUUUACAGCAUUGAUGUGAAGGACACCUAUUGAAAUUAAUGUGCCAGAUGAUUGCUAAUUGGGGAACUAUAGUUAUGGUCAUGCAUUCCAAUAAUAAUAUUUGAAUUUUCCCCAAUCUAGUGACACAUUAUUUUUUUUAUGGCAAUAAAAUUGAUGAAAAACAAAAUUUAAGGGAAUUAUUUGUUUAAAGUUAAAGAUAUAAUAAUUUGGAAGUGUACCAAAAAAAUGAACAAAAUUUUAUAUACAAAUAGUUGGGAGCAUUUUCAGUGAAUUUACGAAAACAGUACAAAGAAUGACAAAUUGAAAACUUAAAAAAGAACUUAUUUUAUGUUGUGUUUGUGAGAAAACUGCCCAAUAAUCAAAUAGUAGCCUACUCCCCCGGUACUAAAAUAAAUAUUGAAAAAAGGAUGUACUAUGUGAUUGAACGUAAAUAAUAAUGGUGGCGGAGAAAAAGUUAACAAGUUUACGAAAACAAGUCAAUCAUGCAAUGAAGUGUCAGUCCUGAAAGUGUGGAACAAUUUAUUCUCAUACCCCACCAUGGCUGGUGGCUUGGUGGAAGAAAAAAUAACCGUUAUAGACACUAGUUGUACCUUUGUGAUCCCUUUUAUUGAUGCACGUUGCAAAGGUGUUGGGUGAAUCUUAUCUACUGCAAGUAGAGAAAUAAUGGCGUAAUGCCAUUGCUAUUGUUAAAUGAACAACCAUCUUGUAAGAGAAAUCAGCCCUCAGGGAAGUUAAUCUAAUGAAUCUGGAUGGCAUAAGGCAUAAGGGCUACGUCCAUCGGGGUCUGUUCCUAAGUGGGAUAGGGUUGCUGAGAGGUAGCUUUGAAUAAGAUCAUGUAAAUUUCUAUCUUGUCUGAACAUGAGGGAUUGAGGUGAGAAAAUGCUGUGUUCACCACAGGCAGGAAUGAGAAAGGUAUGCUUUUUUUACAAAAAAGUUCGGCAUUUUUUUAUUUCUAUUUUAAAUGGAGACUGGCAUCUGAAAUAUAUCUUUGAACUCUUAAAGAAAAAGGUCUAUAUCUUAUUUUUAUUUUUCCUAAACAGAACCAAACUUGAAGAGGAAGUUGAGAGUUAGCCUGCUUAACGUCGCAGGACUUGAUGAAGCUGGUAUUGAUGGGGGUGGCAUUUUUAGAGAAUUUCUGUCAGAACUUCUCAAGACUGGAUUUGAUCCCAAUCGAGGGUUUUUCAAAUAUACAGAGGACCGGGCUCUCUACCCCAACCCUGAAGCUGGUCUCCUUGUAGAGAACUUUACAGCACAUUACUUCUUCUUAGGUCGGAUGCUGGGCAAGGUAACUAAUAGAGUGUUUAUGGGAAAAUUGAAAGCAUGCUACUUAUUGUUGAAUAGUAAAAUGAAAUCAGAUAUUACUUUUCAUUUUUUUUUACUUUUGAUAUUUAAGCUGUGCAAAUUUAAAAUUACAUAGGAGAUUCCGUGAUGCUGGAGAUGGCCCCAUUCAAUUUUGCUCUCACUUCCCUAAAUCCAUGAGAUUGUUUCUUUAACUGCCACUGGUUUAUAUUUUAUAUUUUAUGGCAUUAACUUGGUCAUGCAUUCAUUUUGAUAAUUUAAAAAUGAUAAUGUAAAAUUAUUUCUAAGAAGAUUUUUUUUUACAAAUUAAACCAUAAUCAGAUGUAAAAAUCGUCAUGACAACCUGCAAAUUCAAAAUCCUGUAUCAUUGCCAAAAUAAAAAAAAAUAUUUAUAAAAAAAGAAAAAAGACAAUAGUUUUCUAUCAAUUUUUUUAUCAGGUUUUCAAUCAGUUCAUGUCUUUGUGCAUAAAAAGCAAUCUUUUCCCUGUUAUGUUAUUUGUGAAUUCUAGAUUGUUUUUAUAAAUCACAAACAACUUGGGGUCUCUGAUAGUUGUAAACUGUAUAUAGAUGUGAUUGUGUCACCAAAAACCCUGAUUUUACUUUCAUUUGCACUUUAUUAUCAUUUUUCUCAAGAUCUACCUCUAUUAUUGUGAAUGUGAAGCAAGAUUAUCAAAUUUUUUUUAUUGUUGUACAGAUUAUUUAAAUUGUUUCAGUUUUAAUUUCUUUUUGAGGUUAUGCUCAGGAAUGUAUAAUUAACAGCUUUCCCCUGGACAGAGAAAUAAAGAGAACAUUAGCAUGCAAUUUUCCCAGGUGUUCACCCAUUACAUCGCAUAGAAAACUGCUCUAAGUAAACAAUAAUUAUGAAUUAAAAUAAUAAGAAACAUGCUUUUUAAGAAAAUACUUUUACUGGAAUUUAGGCUAAUGAUAGUGUUUUAAAAUAAUACAUAUUAAAAGAAGAAUUGCAGACACUUUUUAUCGUGUUAGAUUUACGUGAAGGAGAAUUUAAUUUUAAAAAGGUUAAAAUUUUUACUUUAAGGCUUUGUUGGAGAAUUUGCUGGUGGAGAUUCCCUUUGCUUCCUUCUUCCUAUCAAAAAUAUUGAGCCCAGGAAAUGCCAGUUUGGAUAUUCAUCAUUUACAGUCUAUGGAUCCUGUUAUGUACAAGUGAGGAUUCUUUAAUGUUAAUAUCUACUCCUUUCUAUUAUUAUUAUUGCUGGCAGACCUUGUUUGAAUAAUAAUUAACAAAAUGAGACCCACAAAUAUGAGAACAAUUAGUGUGGCUGUAAGGACCCUCCUGACUUUUCCGUUUGGGAAAGAAGUGAAUAUUUCAAACAGAGUGUCACUAAAAUUAAAAAGUAGAACAUUAACUACUGUUUUAUUGAGAAAGAGUGUGUUAUAGAGAUAUUUUAAUACCCUGGGUAAAUGCAAUUUUCAAGAGUUCAUAGACCAAGCUCUGUUAAUAUUACUGAAAUACCUUGACUGAAAUAUAUAAAUCUGCCUGAUAUUCUUAUAUAAAGUGAUCAUGGGACUGGUGCCGGCCAUCCCAGCAGGCACGUACCUCACCCCACAGAAGCCGGGUAGACUGAUCAGAGCAAAAUGCUCCCUGAACACUGACUUCACCACUGACAUUCCCAUAAACAAUUACACCCGAAACAAUAGCAAAUGCUUCAAAGUGCCUCAGUGCAACACAGUGCAGUAUCAACAAUCUUUCUUCCCACGCACAAUAAUAGCAUGGAACCACCUUAACGAUGCCACUGUGAACUCGACAUCGGUCGAAAGUUUCAAGGCUGCCCUGGCAUCUGCUAGGAGCUUUUAGAAUAGCAGACCUGUUUACUCUUACGAAUUUGGCGUACAAUGUACGAUUUUGAGGUUAUAAAUUAUAUAUACUACAUGUUUAUUUUUUACUAUUAAGAUAAUGUAUUGAACGAUUUUGUGAUGAUAUUGUACGAUUUUAAGAGUUUGAGUGUAAACAGGUCUGGAAUAACAACAUCAUACCCCCAACCGUUGCAAAGAUGCCAGUACAUGGAUGCAGCAACGAACACUUCCAGAACCAGAAGAAUAAUUACCAUUCACCACCAUUUAUUCAUUUCAAAUGCAUAAAUACAUUGCAAUUUUCAAGACAUGGCAGUUGUAUUGAGGCGUAGAUUAUUGAAGUAUUGUUUUAAUUUUUCAGAAAUUUACUUUACCUUAAACACUACGAUGGUGAUGUCUCAGAUCUGGGUCUUGACUUCACUGUGGUCAACAGUGAAUUUGGUGAAACCAAGGUAAGCAUUUUAUGUGUGCCUAAUUGUAUUUCAUUUAUCAACUGCAGCACUGUAUUGAUUUCUAUUGAGAAAGGUAAAAUAAAUUGGAAUCUUUGAAUUACCAGUCCUUAGUGCUCAGUUAGCUCUACAGAGCUAAACAGAUUUUUAAAACGGUCUUUUAAGUUUAAGCUACCUUAAAUUAUUUUUGUGUGGCUUUGAAGUAAUUUUUGGUUUUUCUUAUCAAUGCUAUGUUGUAAACCAAGAUAAAUGAUAAUUUCAAUAAAAAUGUCCUACCAUUAACUGACUCGUACUUAACAUGCUAAAGGAAAACUUGCCUCCCUGUCUGUUUUAAAAAUGCUUAUGUUAUUUUAAAAAAGGAAAUAAAAUACAAAACAAGUAAUGUCGUCGUUUAUUUAAAUUUUUAUUAAAUAAUGAUAUAAAAAUGAACAAAAUGCUAUAUUCACUAUAAAAAAAUAAUGUUAUUUAGAGAACAAUCUUUUAAUUAUAAUAUCUGAAGUUGACUAUCGUUGUAUUUUCAAAAAUUCACAACCUGUCACCCUAACACGCUAGUUUUUAUUAUCUGCACUAGUAUUAUUAUCUGCCGAUGUGCAACAGUUUGGAAAACCGUACCGAACUGAACUCUGGUAAAUUUUUAACAAAGAAAAAUAAAAACAUACAUAUUUCUAUUUUAAAGCUUCUCUUGUGAGUGCAGUGGUUAAUUUUAGCUGACGAAGGUAUGGUAAUUAAGUUGGUAAGCGCCCCUAAAGAGCGUGGUAUGUGACUAUAAGCCUGUCUUGCCUUCCCCUGGUGUAGAGGACUGGCGCCGGUGGGAAUUUGUGAGGCGACAGCAGGCGCUAAAGGCAGUAGAGGGUUGAUGAAUCUGAAGUGUAAAUAUUAAAAUCCAUUCACAUCACAAUUCGAUGUCCAUCACAACCUAAUUCUUGCCCUUGCUAAAACCUAGCUUAAAGAAACUGCUCUAAGCAAGGCAUGAAGGUGCACCAUCUAAAUCAUUUUUGCUAUAAUCUUCAUGGUAGUGCACCGUAUGGAGAGAAAAAGUUAAAAACCACCUAUGUUUAAUUAUUUACAAGCAAAAAGCUUUUUAAAUUCGCUCAAGUUUAUUUGAGAAAUAAAGUAAAUGAUAUUACAGGCGCUUUCUGUUUUUAAAAAAUCUAAAUUUGUCUGAUCAGGUUGAAGAGCUGAAGCCCGGAGGUCGAAGCAUUCAAGUUACAGAUGCCAACAAAAUUGAAUACAUACAUCUGAUGGCAGAUUAUAGAAUAAAUAAACAGGUGAGAGUUUAUGGAAAAAACAACUCAAUUGUAGGUCAUAGAAGUUGGUUACGUUAAAACUAAAUAACAACAAAGAUUGAAAUUUAAAAACAAAUCAGUUACUGUCAUGAUCGACUGGGAAGUUAUCCAUUUUGUGGCUAGAAGCCGAUCAAGGCAUCAAGCGGGGCUCUGCAAUAAGAUACUGGUGUAUAAAAAUAUAAGACAAUAUCCAAGCCAAUUUCAUUAUUUGAAACCCAAAUCUUAAAUAGGUCUUAGGUCAGUCUUUAAUGCAUUGAUAAGAUUCUUAUAGUCUUUUAAAAUGAUUGAGAUUAUUUGUUUCUGUGGCGUGACUCUUAACUUUUAACUAAAAGGAUGUCUAUCAAGCUGAAUGGUGGAUCUUUAUUUGAUGGAAUUAAAACUUAAAAAACUGUAAGCAUUUAAAAAAUGAAUAUAGUGAAGAUGUUAUCUAACACUCAAACAAUCUUGAGUUUAUUGUGCAGAAUUUAUUAGAGUUGUGAUUGUCUAGAACUGGUUGUAAUAAACUUGACUGGGCCCAAUUUUACGGAUACUAAUGGACAGGUCUUUAUAACUUAUGAUUGGUUAUACUAUAAAUAAUAUACUUGUUCAUAGGUCACACUUUUUUACCAAAAAUUUUGAUAAAUAUCGAGUGCGACCACCUCACUCAACAUCAAUUUCACUUACUGUUUUUCAAUGUGGAGUAGUCAUAUAUUAAUGAAAAUUCUGAGAAUUGUGUUCUACCUUGCUCUCACUUUGGCUAAAGCAAAAGGCAAUCUGUUGAAAAAAAAAUGUUUCUUAACCCACAAACUGUCAAAGUCAAGCUUGCUGUGGUGUCAACUCUUUUAGUAGCUUUCAUAUGUAUCACUAAAAUAUCAAAAACGAAUAGAAAAUGAAUCCAGAGACCUAUAUAAGUAUAGAUAUCCUGAGAGUAAAGUGGACAAGGAAUGAAUCACAUGGUAUGAAUUCUGUGAGCUGUGUGAAAUGAAUAUGACCUUGACCUUUCCACAGUAAAUACAAUUGUGGUACUGUUUAUCUUUUUUCAACUUACACCCACAUAGACUGUUGGGUCCUGUUCAGCAUCUAUAUAAAUAUAAGUUUUUCCAGACAAAUCAAACGUUAUUCUUUCAGUUUAGAAAAUAUAAAGUUAUUUACCUUUAUAGAAAUUUUUAAAAGAUUAUUCUUGACCUACAUAUUUCUUUAUAUACUGCCUAUUAAGCUCAUUAGUACCCUAUUUUCCACUCCUUCCACCAAUAGUACUUGAUUAGCCUUUACACGAGUAUAUACGAAGUUAUUUUAUAAAUUAUUCUCAUUUUCAGAUACGUCCCCAUUGUAAUGCCUUUAGGCGCGGCAUGAACGAUGUCAUACAACUUGAGUGGCUGCAGAUGUUCAACAGUGGUGAACUACAGGUCCUUAUUUCUGGUGCAGCUGUCCCAAUAGACCUUGUGGACAUGCGACAACACACCAAGUACUCGGGUAAGAGUUGAAGGCCUGGCUCUUUAUUGUACUGAAACAUUAACAAUUUUUGUUAUGAUUCAUUCGUUUUUUUUACAGCUUGAUUUUGUCAGUAGACUUUCCUUUUUCCAGGAUUUGUUAAACCUCAAAAAGGAUCAAGAGAUUGAAAACAAAGUAUUUAUAAACAUAGUUAAGAAUAAUUUCACUGUCCUCAAAUGUAUAGUUAAUAUUGUUCUUGAUCUGUAAUAUUCAGGCAUCAACAGAGCACUUAUUAUAAUAAGAGAGAUAUAGGACUUAACAUUAUUUAACUCCCUCUUUGUUUUUAACAUGCAUAAAAGCUGGGCCCUGGGUAGGCAUUUUUAAAACUUGUCCAACAGAAUCCUUUUAAAGUUCAUUGGGGGGGGGGGGGGGGGGGGGGGGAAUGUUUGCGGCAUUCUACAGUUACAAUGAGUCUCAGAAUAAUAAAAUGUCUUCCUUUUCUAAUCUAACAAUACCUGAUUAAAUUUUUUACCCUGUUUUGUCAAAACCAGUAACUUAUGAAGUUAUUAAAUGAUGAUUUUUCUCAACAGGUGAAUAUACAGAUGAUCACCCUGUUAUUCAAACUUUUUGGUCUGUUGUCAACGAAUUUACUGAUAAGCAAAAAAGACAACUGCUCAAAUUUGUCACCAGUUGCUCUCGGCCACCUCUACUUGGCUUCAGGGUAAGUCAAUAGAUCACAUCAGUUGUCAGAUAUCAACCACAUCAGUUGUCAGAUAUCAACCACAUCAGUUGUCAGAUAUCAACAACAGGAAGUGAUUAAAAUUAUUGAAUUCAAAUCUGGAGGUCUUUAACAUGACUACUUUCCAUAACUACUUUGUGAAAGCGCUAAGCAUGAAUGAAAUCCACAUUCAGAAAAACAAUACAUGCCUUAAUGUUGUUAUAGUAGUUUAAAAUUUUUCAGAAAAUCUAGGAUGAAAUCUAGGCAGCCAGAUUUAUUAAUGACUCUUUUAAUUACAUGUUUUAAGAUUUUUAAAUUAUUUGAUUAGAGAUAUUCUAUCUGUAUACACCUUGAAAAUCCAUUCACACAUGUGACUUUGUUAUGCAAAGAAAGCAAGAUCGGCAAGUAACUUCCUGAAUUGUGGGUCAUUUUGCUGUUCAGUCUUGGUUGGUUUGAUGUGACAAUGAUACCUGCAAAUUUAAGUGCAGAUCUCCUCCCAAAUAGUGCGACCCACUUGAUUAAAACCCCUCCCAAGUAAUGUAAUAAAAUAUAUUCUGAUUAGACCUUACCUCAGUAUGACAGACAAUAUUAAACCACUCCCUAGUAAUAUGCUGGUAGCAGGUAAAAGAAAAAUCAACUCUAGAAAGAAGUCACUUAUUUACUUUCAACUGUCAAUAAUUUGUUUGUUUGUCUACCCAGGAUCUCUAUCCAGCCUUCUGCAUUCACAGUGCAGGCGCUGAAAUUGACAGACUUCCCACUGCCAGCACAUGCAUGAACCUCCUCAAAUUACCUGCUUUUCAAGACUCCAACACCAUGAAAACUAAAUUGCUCUAUGCUAUAGAAUCUGGAUCAGGCUUUGAGCUCAGUUGACCUGUGAGACUCUGUUUUGUUACACAGCUGAGAUCAAAAAUAGAUGACAGAACUAUUUUAUUAUGCAGCUGAUAUACAAAAAAUUGAUGAUAAAUCUUCUUAAUUACAUUAAAAACCUAUCAAAUCAAUUUGAUAUUUUUUCAUUGUCAAAAAAAAAAAAAAUAAGUGACACAGGAGAUGGUCUAUUGAUAGCAUUAAAUAUAUUACAGUGUCCAGGGCAUAAAAUAAAAACUGCACUUCUAAUUUGCAACUGAAAUACUUUUUACCUUGUGUUUUUCUUUGUUUUAAAAUUUGGCAACAUUCUUUGGUCUGAUUUUUACACAAAUAGAUGGAGUAAUCUUAAUGUAUCCAACCAUCAGUUUUCAACUGAUUGAAACAAAUUUAGAUCAAAAUGGAAGGCUUUUUUUUUUCCAACAGUUCUUCAGGGUUUGGAGAUAAUGAAUGACAUAUUUCCAGAAAUAAAUUCCUUAAUUGAUCAUUCAUUUGUUAAAUCUGUUUGACUGGAAUAAUUUUCAAAAUAUAAUUUUAAAAACCUAAUAAUUAUUGAUGCUUCUUUCUUUGAUGUUUGAGCAUUUUUUAAAGGGUUUACUCCACACAAGAGUUGUCCUGCUGGACUGAUGAUUCCAUUCCACCUGGCUAUCAUGGAUGGGUCAAACCCAUUAUAUACAGGUUGUGAAGGAGAUGCUAUACUGGUGCACCUAUAAAAUGAUACAAGUACUAGAUGUUUGAACAUGUGAUAAAAAAAACUAACUUUAUAGUUUAUAGCAGUAACAGCUGAACAUAUUCCCUACAAUUUCUAAAAAGAAAUUUCAUCAGUGAUUAAAUUAUAACUACCGUUACAUAGGAUAUAUAUCACAGUAGUAACUGGGAAUACACAAUUUUAAAUGACAUACAUGUAGAAUGAGUUGUAAAACUGUAUGGAUUAUAUGAAGAUAAAAUUAAAUAACGUUAUUAUUCAUUUAUUUAUUUAUUUAUAUAUUUUUUUUACCUAUUAAUGGGUUAUUCUUUCAAUACCCCAUGUUCAAAUUACGUCUGACAGUUUUCUUGAUGAGCUGGCCACAAUGAGCAUCUUGGUAAACUACGUCAUAUGUUUUAUUAAAAAAAUAGACAUUGUUUGAUUGAUUACAGGUAUUUUUGCUAUUUAAAUGAUACUACUGCAGCCUCAUAUUUUGAAUGAAAUACCAGUACUUGUUUUUCUAUCCUUAAAUAUGCACAUUUUAAAAAGAUAAUUUACUAUGCUGGAAUUGAUAUCUAAUUUUUGUGUAUCCUAAAUUGUAACAUAACUAUCACACUGCUACAUUGGAUGCUCAGUGGUCUGUUAUAAAAAAUGAAGUGCAGUUUAGCAAAUGGGUUGG